AUGUCUUUCUUACUUGUUUCGUUACUUCAUUUCUUUUCUUUUCCUUUUACUUCCUUCAUUUCUUUCUUCCUUUUUCAAUCUUUCCUUUUCUUUCUUUCUUUCUUUCUUUCUUUCUUCGUCAUUUUUUCUUCUUUUCUUUUCCAUCCCCUUUUAUUUCUUCAAAAUGUUUCAGCUUCUCUCUUUCUCUCCCCAUCUCAGCCUUUCUCAUUUCCUCCAUGCUUCACCUCUCGCCACGCCAGUCUUUCGUCUUUAACAAUCUUGAUCGUUUUUCUUUCUUUCUUUCUUUCUUUCUUUCUUUCUUUCUUUCAUUUCUCUGGCCCUUUAUUUUAUCUAUCUAUCUAUCUAUCUAUCUAUCUAUCUAUCUAUCUAUCUAUCUAUCUCUUGCUUUCUAUUCUAUAUAUUCUUAUAUAUAUAUAUAUAUAUAUAUAUAUAUAUAUAACAUAUUUAAAGUGUUAA
Molecule: messenger RNA, 456 nt
Organism: Acanthosepion pharaonis
Lineage: Eukaryota; Metazoa; Mollusca; Cephalopoda; Sepiida; Sepiidae
Source: the annotation of a GenBank genome assembly